GUUUCAGCUAGGCGUGGUAUCGCGGCUGAUAUAAUUGUCGCUAGCGUGAAACAGACACGUGUUUAUAAAACCGCGGUAAAUUGAUCCGCGUUUAUUUAGCAAGGUUUUGCUGUUUCACAGCAAGUUCGGUUUCACAGAGUGUUGAAAAAGAAAAUUAAAAUUGUUUUAUAAUCGAAUGAAUGAAAGAGGAGUUUAAACGAGUUUCAAACGAUUUGUAAUAAAUUAUUUUCCACGAUUUGUAUAUUUAAAGUGACCUUAACGCAUCGAAAAAUGAGAAAAUAUUGAACGUGUAAUCGGAAAAUGGAAAGUCUUAGACUGAAAAACGAUGACUGUCACCGAUUGAGAAAUUGAAAAAAGAUGAUUUGUACAUCAAGAAAUUUGACUGUUGUGAAAAUUUGACAAAUUUCCCCUUCGAUUUCCGCAGGCAUAAUUGUUUAAAAUCACCACGUGGUGUUGAUUUUUUUUAGUCACAUAAUUUUAUCCUGCCUCAUCUUCACUUAUACAUGACCGACGUAAAAAACAAACCCUGGAUGCAUCCGGGCAGCGGAACGGGACGAGGAGCCGGUGCCGGAGGCGACGAUGAAGCGCCAAAGGAUCCCGGCGCCAGGACGACUCACCAGUCGUACACUGAAAAGGAUUUCGAAGGUCACAGAGCGCACACCGUAUACGUGGGCGUUCAUUUACCCGGCGAACGAAGGCACCGACGCCAUCACAAACACCAUCACGCACCGCGGCAAUCAUCCUCAGGCGAGAAGGAUGACUCCGAUUCUGACCGUCCAGGUGAGCUGCUGAUGACGCGACGGACCCGGCUUGCCAGUUUUUGCGAUCCUAAGGGUGAAACAACAUUCACUCCACCGGCGCAAAGGGUCCAAUUCAUCCUGGGCGAAGAGGUCGGCGAUGACGCCCACGCCUCUCACCCGUUGUUCUCCGAAAUGGAGGAACUGGUUAAAGACGGUGACGAAAUGGAAUGGAAAGAAACGGCGAGGUGGAUAAAGUUCGAGGAGGACGUCGAGGAGGGUGGAAACAGGUGGAGUAAACCGCACGUCGCCACUCUGUCGCUGCACUCGCUGUUUGAGCUUCGAAGCCUGAUAUUGAACGGCACCGUUAUGCUGGACAUGGAGGCAUCGAGUCUCGAACAAAUCGCCGACCUGGUACUCGACAGCAUGAUAAGCAAAAAUGUGCUGCCGGCCGAGUCGAGAGAAAAGGUUCGAGAAGCUCUUUUGGUCAGGCAUAGACACCAGCAUGAAAGACGCAAGGACAACAACAUGUCGAGAUUGCCGAUAAUAAGAUCGCUGGCGGAAAUAGGCCGGAAUCACUCCUCGUCAAAGAAUUGUGACUGUUCAUGUGGUUUGCAUACGUUGUUGACGUCAGAUUUGCAGGAGAGACGUCCCGGCGGGGACAGCUAUGUCCCUGCGGGCGAUGCUGGGCUCCGGGACGCGGUCGUGUCCCGGAGCAGAAGUUGCCCGAGUCCGGACACGAGCCUCCUGUCCAAGGAGGCCAAGGACUCGAAAGGGCCUUACCUCCUGGUACCAGUGGAAGAAUCGAAUUCUGCACCAGUGAUAGCUGGUGCAACGGGUCAGGGAAGUGGCGGAGCUCUAAAUGCUGGUGGUCGUUUUCUCGGUAUCCCCGGCAGCUUCGGCCAAGAACCAGGAGGUAACGGAUUGGACCGAAGUCCCAGCAGCAUCUCGAUUAGCAGGAAUCACAGUUCGCCCGGUUUGGAAAACGGAGACGUUAAUCACAGGGGUAAUACACAUUUCAUGAGAAAAAUACCGCCGGGAGCCGAGGCGAGCAAUAUUCUGGUCGGUGAGGUGGACUUCCUGGACAAAACCUUGUCGGCCUUUAUACGCCUGAGUCAAGCUGGAAUAAUGGGAGACUUAACGGAGGUUCCCGUACCAACUAGAUUUAUUUUUAUACUUCUUGGACCAACGGGUGGAAGCUCGGGUUUCCACGAAAUAGGAAGAGCAAUGGCGACCUUGAUGUCCGACGAAGUGUUCCACGACGUGGCCUACAAGGCGAGAAAUCGCGAUCACCUUCUGGCCGGUGUCGACGAAUUCCUGGACGCUGUGACGGUCCUUCCACCGGGAGAAUGGGACCCAACGAUCAGAAUCGAGCCUCCGGCCGCGAUUCCUUCGCAGGACACGAGAAAAAGACCGAAGGAGGAAAAGCCCAAGGAGGAAUUCGACGAGGAGGCCGACGAGCAGAAGCAGAGAGAAGCGUCGGGGCUUUCGCGUACCGGAAGAUUGUUCGGGGGUCUGAUGAACGACAUAAAGAGAAAAGCGCCCUGGUACUGGUCCGACUUCAAGGACGCCCUGGCACUCCAGUGCAUCGCGUCAUUUAUAUUUUUAUACUUCGCCUGUCUAUCGCCUAUCAUCACUUUCGGUGGCCUCCUCAGCGAAGCUACCGGCAAAAAUAUGGCCGCAAUGGAGUCUUUGGUCUCAGGAUUCGUCUGCGGCGUUGGUUACGGGUUUUUUUCCGGUCAGCCAUUGACCAUCCUCGGAUCCACCGGACCAGUUUUAGUGUUUGAAACUAUAGUGUUCGAAGUUUGCAAAAAAGCAGCCUGGAAUUACAUGUCCUUCCGAUUUUGGAUCGGUGCAUGGAUAUCGGUGAUUCUGAUCGUUUUAGUAGCCAUCGACGCCAGUGCCUUUGUAUGUUACAUCACGCGGUUUACCGAAGAGAACUUUGCUACGUUGAUAGCUUUUAUUUUCAUCAUCAAGGCUCUGGAGAACGUCUUAUCGAUUGGCCAGAAAUUCCCUAUAAAUACACAUCCUGGCGAAAUACCGAACUACGAGUGCUGGUGCAAACCACCGAAUUUGACAUCGUCUUUUGAGUCGUCAAGUGGCCAAUACUUGAACUGGACAAACCUGAACCAGAAAGAGUGUCUGAAUUCUAACGGAACGCUUGAAGGCAUCGGAUGCAACACACCCCAUUAUAUCCCCGACGUAUUUCUGAUGUCGAUAAUCCUGUUCAUGGGAACAUUCCUGCUAUCCAUCGAGCUAAAGGACUUCAAGAACGCGCUGUUCUUUCCGUCAAAGGUGAGGCAAAUAGUGAGCGAUUUCGCGGUGAUAAUAGCAAUAUUCUCGAUGUCACUGCUGGACCACUUCGUCGGUAUCGCAACGCCGAAACUGGAAGUGCCGCAGGAGUUUAAGCCGACGUUAGAAGGUCGCGGAUGGAUGAUUUGGCCAUUCAACGAGAAUCCCUGGUGGAGUUCGAUCGUUGCAGUCCUCCCCGCGCUUCUCGGUACGAUAUUGAUAUUCAUGGACCAGCAGAUAACCGCGGUGAUAGUGAACCGUAAGGAGAACAAACUGAAGAAGGGCUGCGGCUAUCACUUGGACCUUUUCGUCCUCGCGAUCCUGAUAGCGAUUUGCUCAGUGAUGGGACUUCCAUGGUUCGUCGCUGCAACGGUGCUCUCGAUAAAUCACGUCAACUCCCUGAAGUUGGAAUCGGAGUGCGCAGCUCCGGGAGAGAAGCCGCAAUUCCUUGGCGUCCGUGAGCAGAGAGUCACCCACAUACUGAUAUUCCUGAUGAUCGGUUGUUCGGUUCUCCUCACCUCGAUGCUCAGACACAUUCCGAUGCCCGUUCUCUUCGGUGUAUUUCUUUACAUGGGAGUCGCUUCGCUAAAGGGUCUCCAAUUCUUCGACAGACUGUUGAUCAUGCUUAUGCCGGUCAAGUAUCAGCCGGACUACAUGUUCCUCAGACAGGUUCCCCUGAAACGGGUCCACGUGUUUACACUCAUUCAAUUGGCUUGCCUGAUCUGUCUUUGGCUCAUCAAAUCCUUCAGCGCUACAUCGAUACUGUUUCCUCUGAUGCUGGUCGUGAUGAUCGGAAUAAGAAAAUCGUUGGACUUUUUCUUCACGAGACGUGAACUGAAGAUCCUAGACGACGUGAUGCCCGAAACGAGCAAGAAGCAUGCCCACGAUAUGCAGCAGCUUGAAAACGGCGAGGACGAGGAGAAAUCGCUCGGUUUCGGAACGUCGGGAAAUCUUCAAAUUCCAUUGGCGAAUGGAAACAUAAUGAAGAUACCGUUGGCGAGUAUAAACAUCAGCGAAGAGGUGAACAAGACCGGAAUAUGGCAGCAGGUCAACGAGGGGAAUUCGACGCCCGGAGAAAAGCCGAAGCAUCAAAAAAUGAUCAACGUCGGCAAGCAGAAGAAGCACAGCAGAAGUAAGGAGACGGCUUUGCUGAUGGCCGACGAAACUACGAGACUGACGACAAUGACCGAAGAGGAGGAAGAAGAUUGCGGAAUUUCUAUAAAGGUCGAUUUGAUAAGAUCAAAGGAGUCUCCGAGUCCUCUAAAGGCAAACGGGACAACAUCCGCCGAGACGUCCGUCUGAAUUGUUGAAAUAUGCGUUAGGAAAGAAAACGGAAAGAAAUCAAACAAUAAGACACAUACUCAAAGUGGGAAUAUUUUUUAAACAUUUGUAUUGUAUUAUCAACGUACGAAUCGAAACGUGACAUGAAUUUGACCCCGCCAUUUCACCCUUCGAUUAUUAUUUAUCUUGUCAAGUUUGGUAGUAGUAUAAAAAAGUCUCGUUUUCUUACAAAGAUUUUGAAAAAUGAAUAUAAAAAAAAAAGAACUGUUAAUAACGAUGCAAAAUAUUUUUACCAACUUUCAAAUACUCUCAUAUUGUUACUCGUUACAUCAAAAAAUUUAAGAUUAAUGCUGACCUAUCUGCUUGUAAAGGUAGAAUUAUUGUAAUCGUUUGGGUAUCAUCAGAUACGUGAAUUUAAUGAAGAAAAUCAAUUAAUCCUAUAUCGAUACGAAUCACGGCUCUGCAAUGGAAUUGAUGUUUAAUUUUCUUCUGUGAACACAAACCAUAGCCGAGAUAUGUUGUGCACUGUAUAAGCCUAAUAUAAAGCAGUGACAAUCGGUUGAUAAUACGAUAUUAAAAUCAAUUGGGUAAAAUUCCUAAUGCUGAUUCAUGUCGUUAUAAAAAUUUCACAUAUCAUAAUUAAACCGAAAUCAUAUCGAGAUAUAAUUUGACGUUUCUUAAUUAAUAACCCAGUUUCAUUUGCCGCAUCAAAGAAUAAUUAGGAAUUGAAAAGUUAUACAGCUAAACCAAAUUUGCAUUUACCAAAAAUAAUUAGCAAGAAAAAUCCGUGCAAGAAAUCAUUUCAAAUUAACAAUACGAAGCAACUAUAAUAACUGUGUAGGAUGAAAACAGAAAAGAGAGGUAAAAAAAAAAAAAAAAUUGUUAUUAUCGUACAGACAAUGACGGAAAAAAAUAUUAAAAGUAAUAAUAUUUAUACACGUGUACGUAAUGAAAAACGAUAUAUAUAUAUUUUCAUGUUUACAUUUGAGUAUUAUACAAGCCUGCAGCAGUUUAUUAUGGUGAUAAAAAAUCAAUUUGAAUGGUAACAUAUUAUAAUAAAAAGCAAAAAAAAAAAGAAAGAAAAAAAAAACGAACCAACAAACAUAUACCAUAGAUAUCACAUUAAAACGUCUAAUAAUAUUAUAAGUGUAAUGCAGGAAGCGAUUUUUAUGAAACAAUUUUACGGCAGGCUAUAAUUAGAAAAUAAUAGAAUAAAUUUUAAUGAAUCUAUCAACUUAUACACAAGUAUAAUACAUACAACAUCGUUGCGUUUAGUUGUGGGAUUAUUAUUGAUGGAGAAAUUUUUUUUUUUCUUUUUUCUCGUCAAAACCGACUCUCGCCUCUGUACAAUGUUUGUAUUUUUCCUUCGUGCGGGUAUAAAUGUAAUAUUCUUUCACUUGACAAAAUAUUUACUCUAACCGUAUAAUAAUGAUUUACUGUAACGUACCGUAUUACGUUUUCAAACACUUUACGUGUUCGACGUAUAUUCACGCAUGCGAUAUUCAAAUUACUACGAAUAUUGCCGGAAGUGCGUGCGAGAUGUGCGAUGAGAAUUGAGUAAAUUAUACGAAAUAGGGAUAAUAUUACAGGUGUCGGUUUUAUAGUGAUGUAGGUAUCGUAACGAUGUGUUGUAUGUAUAUUAUACGUUGAUGAGGAUAGAUAUAUGAUUAUUCCCAGCGUAGUAAAGUAUUUGAAAAAAAAAGAGAGAAGAUUUUUCUAACAAUUGUCAUUGAAUAAUUGUCCACUGCAAUUUUAAUCGGUAUAUGUAUAGGGUGUUCCCCGUGUAUCUUGUAAAGUUUAUUUCUUCAUUGCUCACAUUGGGUAAAAAUCGCGGUGUCGCUAUUCAAGGACGAUGGAUUAUUGCGUUUUUCACUUCUCGAUAUUAUUUAAAAAUUAGUCUUCAUUUUAACGUCAAAACUCGGGCUAGGUGAGAAAUAUUUAUACAGAGAUUAUUCGAUUUUUCUGCGUACAAUGAGUUUUUCUUUUCGAGAUUUCAGAGAGAAAAUGCGAAGGAUUGGAAAAAAUGAAAGACGCAAUUUUUCACGGUUGAAUUUAUAUCCCGAAUAAUUGUCACCUUU
Neodiprion fabricii is the source of this 6388-nucleotide messenger RNA. It is a transcript of the gene Ndae1, whose product is annotated as sodium-driven chloride bicarbonate exchanger. Lineage: Eukaryota; Metazoa; Arthropoda; Insecta; Hymenoptera; Diprionidae. Gene Ontology annotation, molecular function: monoatomic anion transmembrane transporter activity; sodium:bicarbonate symporter activity; solute:inorganic anion antiporter activity. Gene Ontology annotation, cellular component: plasma membrane. The transcript is spliced from 23 exons. The record is from RefSeq and is a predicted model, not a curated record. Gene Ontology annotation, biological process: regulation of intracellular pH; bicarbonate transport; monoatomic anion transport. The coding region runs from base 504 to 4331 and encodes 1275 amino acids.